Molecule: messenger RNA, 4486 nt
Organism: Fukomys damarensis (Damara mole-rat)
Lineage: Eukaryota; Metazoa; Chordata; Mammalia; Rodentia; Bathyergidae
Gene: Tfap2b
Product: transcription factor AP-2 beta
Exons: 10
Coding region: 212-1612 (466 amino acids)
Biological process (GO): regulation of transcription by RNA polymerase II; anatomical structure development; regulation of cell population proliferation
Cellular component (GO): nucleus
Molecular function (GO): RNA polymerase II transcription regulatory region sequence-specific DNA binding; DNA-binding transcription factor activity, RNA polymerase II-specific
Source: RefSeq, a predicted model, not a curated record
CGGUCCCGGGGCGCCCGGGUGUGGACUGUAACCCGAGCCGCGCCUCCGCGCCCGCUGGGUUGGUUUCGGUUCUGCCUCCUUUCUGUCCUCAACAAGCGGGAUAAUAGAAACGUCGGGGGCGGACGGGAACUCCCCAAAGAGUCGGCUCUCCGAGCAGACCGGACCCUGCGGAGAGGGACCCGUGUGAACAGCUCUAGGUCUGCUCGGAGAGAUGAAAGUAGUCAGAAUGUUAGUCCACACCUAUUCAUCCAUGGACCGGCACGAUGGCGUCCCGAGUCACAGCUCGAGGCUUUCUCAACUGGGCUCGGUGUCCCAAGGACCUUACUCCAGCGCUCCGCCGCUGUCCCACACCCCGUCAUCGGACUUCCAGCCGCCCUACUUCCCGCCCCCCUACCAGCCGCUCCCCUAUCACCAGAGCCAAGACCCCUACUCACACGUCAACGACCCCUACUCCCUGAAUCCACUGCAUCAACCCCAGCAGCACCCCUGGGGGCAACGGCAGCGACAAGAAGUGGGCUCGGAAGCCGGCUCUCUGCUGCCCCAGCCUCGGGCAGCCUUGCCCCAGCUCUCAGGCCUCGAUCCCCGGAGGGACUACCACUCAGUCCGCCGGCCCGACGUGCUGCUGCAUUCGGCACACCACGGCCUGGAUGCAGGCAUGGGAGACAGCCUCUCCUUGCAUGGCCUCGGCCACCCCGGCAUGGAAGACGUCCAGUCAGUUGAAGAUGCCAAUAACAGCGGCAUGAAUCUAUUGGACCAGUCUGUCAUUAAAAAAGGACAGAAUUCAGCGCACUUUAAAGAGAUAAGCAGCUUCUUUGGGCCAAAAUGCCAAGUUCCGGUUCCACCCAAAUCUGUGACUUCUCUAAUGAUGAAUAAAGAUGGCUUUUUGGGAGGCAUGUCAGUCAACACCGGUGAGGUAUUUUGCUCGGUCCCGGGCCGUUUGUCCCUGCUCAGUUCAACCUCAAAAUAUAAAGUAACUGUGGGAGAAGUUCAGAGACGGCUUUCGCCCCCGGAAUGCCUCAAUGCAUCUCUUCUUGGAGGGGUCCUCAGAAGAGCCAAAUCGAAAAAUGGGGGGAGAUCUUUACGAGAAAGGCUAGAAAAAAUCGGUUUGAAUUUACCCGCGGGCAGGCGCAAAGCAGCGAACGUCACGUUACUCACCUCCCUGGUGGAAGGAGAAGCUGUCCACCUAGCUCGGGAUUUUGGGUACAUUUGUGAAACAGAGUUUCCAGCUAAAGCUGUCUCUGAAUAUUUGAACCGGCAGCACACGGAUCCCAGCGACCUGCACUCCCGAAAGAAUAUGUUGCUGGCAACCAAGCAACUUUGUAAAGAAUUUACGGAUCUGCUGGCUCAGGACCGGACACCGAUCGGGAACAGCCGGCCCAGUCCCAUCCUGGAGCCGGGCAUCCAGAGCUGCCUCACGCACUUCAGCCUCAUCACGCACGGCUUCGGCGCCCCGGCCAUUUGCGCAGCGCUCACGGCCCUGCAGAACUAUCUCACCGAGGCGCUCAAAGGCAUGGACAAGAUGUUCUUGAACAACACCACCACUAACAGGCACACGUCUGGGGAAGGCCCAGGUAGUAAAACUGGCGACAAGGAGGAGAAACACAGGAAAUGAAAAAAAAAAAAAGUUUAAAAAAGAAGGAAAAAUGUUUUAAAUACAAAAAGAAAACAAAAAUUAAUUUUAGCUUUAAAAUAUUGGAUUGGCUUUGGAAGAAUUAUAUUAGGUAGAGUACACUUACAAUCAAAAUUUAAAAAAAAGAAAGCUAAAUAACUUUUUUAAAAAAACAAUCCUGAGGCAUACAGCGGAGCAACAAUAUCGGUUCUCAGUGUCUAUUUCAAGAUACACUUGGAGACAACCGUCCGGAUUUUCCACUUCGGUUCUUUCCAGCUUAGUAGUACUGAUAAUAAAAGAAAACAAUGAUUGCCCCUUUGGAAAACAAACAUAAGACUAAACAUGUGAAAACGCUAACUUAUUGGAAGAAAUUCGGAGAAACGUUGGUGUCAGUGUUUUGAGAGCUGGUUGACUGAGACGCACGAACUUUUAAAUUUUUAAGUUUUUUUUAGGAGACUCCUUGGCAGUCUCCGCCCUCCAUUCCACCUGGCCCCUCUCCCAGGCACCCUUUUCCUAUGUUGCCUUCCUCCCUGAUAUUGUUAUGGGAACCUGCAGGAUUCAAAUGAGUAUAGCCCUUUUGCGUGGUUUCAGUCCCUGUGGUCCCCAGCCCAGCCUGUGUUUCCAACUCACCGUGCCCUGUUUUCCCCCGAGGUUUGUGAAGUAGGGAGGGGCUGGGGGUGGGGGCAGCAGCUUUGGGAGCUGUGGCCCGGCAGAGGCUCCUUUGGCUGUGGGAAAUCCGGACCAAUAAGCUGAUUCAGACUCAUCAUUCAUUCCUUUCAGAAAUAUUACUAGUUCCCAGCCUUACCAGCAUCUGCAUACAGAGAAUCUUGCAUUUGUUAUAUUUGUGUCAUCUACCAAUUUUAAGAACUAUAGUAAAAAACAAACAAACAAACAAACAAACCAAAACAGUAUGAAUACGUUGAUUAGUAUGUAAUCCCUUCGGAGGGGUAUGUACCAUUUCAUUCUCUUCUGUUUUCCAAAGCUCUGCCCGCAUGGUUUAUGAGCUUCUUCAAAGAGGACUUGGGCUUUCUACACAGUCUAUAAGGGCAACGCGCCCCACGCGUGUGACCUGCGAGAGACGCGAUGGACGCGCCUUGCUCUUACUGUGCAGGUCCUGAGAGCGGUGGGCCACUCGCGCCCAGUCGUGUUGAGGACAUAGAAUCAGCCACUGCAGGGGCCGCCGGCCUCACCGGCCCUUCUCGCUCUCGGUCUCACCCUAAGGGCUCAGGCGACCGAGAACGCGCCCCGCGCUCCAGUAGGUAACGGGGCGGUGCCCCGAGGGCUGCAGACGGGGAGGGGUCUCAGGGCUGCGUACGCCCUUCGCUGCCCGCGGUCACUCCGAGUGCCCGCUCCCAGAGGAAGAGUGGCCUAGAAAUGUCCAAGGAAUCAGAAGCUUUCCCCUCUCCUCUCAGUCAGGACGGAAAUUCUCUCCACGCUCAUGCUCUUAGAGGGGAGACGGAAUGAGAAGGCCUUACUUGGCCUAGCAGGCUCCCUCUUGUCCUCGCCCUCUAGACAGAGCCGGGUGUGCGCCUCCCCCCACCCCGCACCCCGUCCACCCCCGCAGCCCGCCGCGUGCAGUGGCCCUCAAUCCCUUCCUUCCCUCCUUUCUCUGUUCAAGUAGGAUCCCCGCCCUCUUGCUUUUGCGUCAGCUAGGGCCGCUACAUUUAUCUGAUAAUUGAGUUAUUAAAGGAUUUGGUUUCCUUGGGCUAAUAAAUCAAUAAACAGUAGGAUUAACACAGGAGUUGCCUUUUAAGUCAAGGAGAAUGUUUAAGGCGAGACCCUUUGAGCUUUGUUUUCAAACCAAACAGGUGAGCUGCAGCUCUUUCCCCAGCCCUGCAUUCUAGACUGUUUAGCCCUGCCCGUUGCCCCCUCCUAAAUGCUGUGUCCCAAACUAAAAUAAGACCUGAGGACAGGAGACAGGAGUUGGGGGUGUGGCAGCGCUGCCCUCAAGCUUGCCACUUCAAAAGUUCAGCUAGCGGUUCCUUAGUCUGCAGGGCAUUGCCCAGCCCCUCAUCCUGAUGCAGGGGUGGAGGUCUCAGGGCAAGAGCAAAGGGCUGUCCUAGGUGAGCGUUCUAUCUGGAAGGGAUCUCUAACUUCUCCCCCAAGCAGGAAUUUUCUCUCCUCCUCUUCUCAGAAUUACUCUGUAUUUUCUUUCCUUUUUCCUGGCCUCCACAUCCUUAGCUUUCUCUACCCUCAACUAAAGAACUGAAGAGGCUUUCAAGGACUUGACCUUUGUUUUCUUUGCCCAAGGAAACCACUCUUUCUGAAGCAAUUAUUUCAUAUCGUAUGAAAACUUUGGUCCAAUGGAAAACCUGAAACUCUGAAUCUAUGUACACUGUGCUCCUCCAGUACAAUACAUUCCUAGUUAGAGUGUUCAUAGAGAAUUUGUCAUCACGGCUGAUAUCCUGGACUUGCAAUACAUUAUGUGGAAAGGAAAUAACCUUAAACCAACUGAUGUUGCCUCAACAGCCCAAAAGCAUUUUCCCUCCUUUGCUGAUGUAUAUUAAAUUAUUGGCAUAAAAAGAGAAAUAUUGAAAUUAGUUUUUUUUUUAAUGGAAUGAACACCGUCCUUCUUAAAAUUCCAAAAUCCACUCCUCUUUUGGCUUGGUUUCUAACUCACUAACAUUGCUUUUGCCACACAAUCAAGAAAUAUCAAUCUAUUGGCUCUUCAUGAGAAGAGCUCUGGAGGCUAUCCAUGUUAAGUUUGUACAUAUUUAUUUAUGCUUAAUUUAAUGGGAAUGUGUAAAUAUGGCGAGCAAGUAGUUUGGGAUUAUUUAUCUGUGAAUCUAUACCUCUGUGAAUGGGUGGUUGAAAAUAAAACCGCUUGACCCUAGGUAGAAUCUUAUCUGAAUUUUUCUGUUCUUUAUAGACAAGCUG